AUGUCUGAACCGGAUCUGGCCGGCACGGUUGGCAGCCCAAACAGCGCCGACAGCGUGCAUCGACAGGCUGCCAUCCUCGACCGUCAUCUUCCCGAGGGCUACUCGGCCGAUCCAGAGCUGGGAGGCUCCAACAGUAAUGGCAAUGGCAAUGGCAACGAGAAUAACGGGAGCAGCGACGCAACGCCGACCCUCGAGACGCUCGAGUCCUCGCUCAAGCUUCAGGGCGGCGACAUCCAUCGCGACAUGUUCAAGAUCAAGGCCAAAGCAGGCUCUCUCCGCCGAUCCAAUACCUUCUCUCACCGCCGCUCGCCCGACCUGAGUCCGGCAGGCGAGUUGACGCACUCUGAGCAGCUCGAGCCCGGCGGUUUCAGGCGGCAGCACCUGCGGCGCCGAGCUCGACAGAGGCAGCAGAGCGGCAUGAUUGUGGCCAACACGUUCGUUGACUUCCUCGACCUCUACGGCAGCUUUGCCGGCGAAGCGCUCGACGAUACGGACGACGAUGACGAGUCUGCCGUCACUGAUGAGGCGGAAGAAGCCGCCGACGAGCGGCGUCCGCUGCUUGCGCGACCGAGUGCUGGUCGCCGGAGAAGCUCCCGCCGUCUUGCCCGCCAGGGUGACGCGAGCACAGUCAAGACCUUCUUCACGCUGCUCAAGGCUUUCAUCGGCACAGGCAUCCUGUUCCUGCCCAAGGCAUUCCGCAACGGAGGUAUCCUCUUUUCGUCACUGGCGCUCAUCUCCGUGUCACUGGUCAAUUGCUUCUGUUUCCGCUUACUUCUGGACUGCCGCCACAAGUACGGCGGUGGCUAUGGAGACAUUGGCGAGGCCGUCGUUGGACCCCGGUUUCGAAGCUUGAUUCUCGCCUCCAUUGCCAUUUCUCAGCUGGGCUUCGUCUGCUCAGGCAUUAUCUUCACUGCUGAAAAUCUCUUCUCCUUCCUCGACGCUGUCACCAACGGCCUUGGUCAUUUCGGGGUGUCGGGCCUAAUUGCGCUUCAGUUCCUCCCUCUCAUUCCGUUAGCCUGGAUCCGCAACAUCUCCAAGCUGGGUCCGGUUGCUCUGGUGGCGGACGCCUUCAUCCUCAUUGGACUCGUAUACAUCUGGUAUUUUGACAUUCGAAGCCUGGUCAGGCACGGUAUGGAGCCAAGCGUCAAGCUCUUCAACCCCUCCGAUUUUCCCCUGACUCUGGGCUCGGCGAUCUUCACGUUUGAGGGCAUUGGCCUGAUCCUGCCAAUUCAGUCGAGUAUGAAGAAGCCUCAUCAGUUCAAGGGCCUCCUCUACUUUGUCAUGCUCCUCAUCACGGCCAUCUUCACAUCAGUCGGCGCACUCUGCUAUGCGACGUUUGGAGAACACACCAAGAUUCAAAUCAUCUCCAAUUUUCCCCAGGACUCGCCUCUCGUCAAUGCAGUCCAGUUUCUCUACUCGCUGGCCGUACUGGCUGGCGAGCCUGUGCAGCUGUUCCCCGCGAUCCGCAUAUUGGAAACGUCGAUUUUCGGAGAGCGCGCCACUGGUAAGAAGAGCGCGGCAAUCAAGUGGAAGAAGAACGGCCUCCGGGCCUUGACCAUUGUGGCAUGCAUCGGCGUGGCGGUGGUGGGAGCAAGUGAUUUGGAUAAGUUUGUGGCGCUGACGGGAUCUUUUGCCUGCAUUCCAUUGGUCUACAUGUAUCCGGCAUUCCUGCAUUUCAAGGGCGUUGCUGAGAGCAGGUGGGAGAAGACUUUGGACGCAGUGACAAUGGUGGUGGGAGCCGUUGCCAUGGUCUAUACGACAUCCGUCAUUGUAUCGCAAUGGGUUGGAGGCUGA
Messenger RNA from Trichoderma reesei QM6a, 1794 nucleotides. RefSeq names its product transmembrane amino acid transporter protein. The transcript is spliced from 2 exons. Bases 1 to 1794 code for a protein of 597 amino acids. NCBI's taxonomy places the organism in Eukaryota, Fungi, Ascomycota, Sordariomycetes, Hypocreales, Hypocreaceae. Gene Ontology annotation, molecular function: amino acid transmembrane transporter activity. Gene Ontology annotation, biological process: amino acid transmembrane transport. The record is from RefSeq and is a predicted model, not a curated record.